Messenger RNA from Scleropages formosus (Asian bonytongue), 1088 nucleotides. RefSeq names its product CD74 molecule, major histocompatibility complex, class II invariant chain a (gene cd74a). The transcript has 9 exons. Bases 121 to 966 code for a protein of 281 amino acids. Gene Ontology annotation, biological process: T cell activation involved in immune response; positive regulation of type 2 immune response; positive regulation of kinase activity. NCBI's taxonomy places the organism in Eukaryota, Metazoa, Chordata, Actinopteri, Osteoglossiformes, Osteoglossidae. The record is from RefSeq and is a predicted model, not a curated record. Gene Ontology annotation, cellular component: membrane; cytoplasm; cell surface. Gene Ontology annotation, molecular function: MHC class II protein binding; macrophage migration inhibitory factor binding; cytokine receptor activity.
UUUCACUUCUCCCUGCCCUCCCAUCUAUACAGCUCGCCUCUCCUCUCUGCAUCACUAGUGGCAAGUUUGCAUUUCUGAAGAGUCGUGUGACAGGGACAAGGACGCGAGCACCUGGACACGAUGGCCGAGCAAGACGAUGGACUUCUGCAGCGGGCAGAGAGUGGAGAGAGUGUGAACAUGCAGAGAUCCCCCCAGAGGGGGUCGACGGCUCACGCCCUCAAGAUCUCUGGGCUCACCAUGCUGGCCUGCCUGCUGGUGGCGGGCCAGGCGCUCAUCGUCUACCAGGUGGUCAACCAGGGCAGCCGGCUCACCAACCUGCAGAACACUGCCAGCGACCUGCAGAAGAGGGUGUUACAGAACCCUCGUGGCUCCUCCGCUCCCAAAUCGGUCCGGAUGCCCCUGUACAGCAUGCCGCUCCUUAUGGACAUGUCAGAUGACAGCAAGAUGAUGCCCAUGACGAAGCUGGAGAACACCGCCAUGGUCAACGUGGAGACGCAAGUGAAGGAGCUCCUGCAGGGCCAGGAUCUUCCUCAGUUCAAUGAAACCUUCCUGUCAAACCUGAAGGCCCUGAAGUCUCAGAUGGAGGAGUCUGAAUGGAAGGGGUUUGAGUCCUGGAUGCACCACUGGCUAAUCUUCCAGAUGGCCCAGCAGGCUCCUCCAAAACCCACUGCCGACCCUGACCAUACCACCGCCAUGGGAGCAUCCACCAUCCAGACCAAAUGCCAGGUGGAGGCCGCCGGCGUCCGAGGCGUGAAGCCCGGGUUCUACCGCCCCCAGUGUGACAAGGACGGUAACUACCUGCCCAUGCAGUGCCACCACAGCACUGGCUACUGCUGGUGUGUUGACAAGAAUGGCGAGGAGAUCCCCAACACGAAGAUUCGUGGAAGGCCCAUCUGCGGCGGGAUGCCCCGUGUCAGGAUGGCCUUGCCCAGCUUCGCCAAGACGCUGAACUUGAACGAAGACUAAAGUGAGCUAGGAGAAAAAACUGGUUGAAAAUGCCGGAUGCUACUGACAACAAGUGUCCUUCUUCAUUGCAUCUCGAAGUAACCAAUAAUUUUUUAAAGUAUGCAAAGAUCAACUAACUUUUU